CUUAAGUUGACUAAAAUAUUAUUGUGUAAAGAGAUGUCGUCAAUGCAAUGAGGUUACAUGAAAUCGUAUGUCAUUUCAUGUAUCAUAAAAUUGCUGGGACAGAUCGAUAAAGUGAAAAACCCGCGUGGAAAAACCCCGUUGGGAAAAUCGCUGGAAAACCAGGGAAAAAAAAAGAAAAAGAUGUUGAAAAUUACAGCCAUGAACUUCUGAUACAUAAAUCAAUUCGCACGCAUUUCUGGUAUCAGCUAUGAGCUGACAAAGGAUCUACACGACGACCAAAUCUGUUGAUAUAUCUCGAUGAUUGUCAUACAACGUACACUGCUGUGUAGCCUCCCCCAAUUAUUCCCUACCAGAGUAGUCCAGAACGAUGGAUCUUUAUGCCUUUUAUCGUACUGUUACAACGAUGUUACAUGCUCAUGGAAUUAUGAGGGCCUCCCAAAUAUUGCAUGAUAAAGUCACUAACGAGCGAACUGUCUAUUUCAAAAGUCACCGUAGCAAUUUGAAAAUUUGGAAUUUCUCGUUUCUGGUAAGCCCAACAGGUGCCGCGCAUUGCGUUUAUUUUUUUAUUUUAUUUUUUGGAAUUAAAAAAAUUUUAAAUUCCUGUGGACUGUGUAUAUUUGUCGGCUGUCCAAUGUAUGUAUUUUCCAGUUGUCUCUAGGUGUAAGUUGGCUGACAUGUGCAGCUAGUCGGUUGAUGACCAGUGUUUAUGCUGUCUUUUAACUCCUGUGGAUAUUGGACUAUUAGAAAGAAGUUGCCCAAGAUAUCUGAUCAGCGCUACUUUUUUGCUGGAGUUCGGCGCAUAUUAAGUUCGACAGAUAUAAUGACACCGAAUACAUGCUAGCAGCCCAUCGAAAUUGGCGUUUGGAGCAAGGCACAUGUGCACACACAGAAAGGGGUAUCCGUGACUCUUUUUAUUUUAAUUUCCAAGGAUCCCAGAGAUUCUGCG
This is a messenger RNA of Radiomyces spectabilis, 946 nucleotides long. RefSeq lists its product as uncharacterized. Bases 368 to 658 code for a protein of 96 amino acids. NCBI's taxonomy places the organism in Eukaryota, Fungi, Mucoromycota, Mucoromycetes, Mucorales, Radiomycetaceae. The record is from RefSeq and is a predicted model, not a curated record. The transcript has 3 exons.